AUGGAGGAGGAGAGUCAGUGCGGAUCCAGUUGUGGAGGUGACGAGAUGAAGGGGAUGAUGGAGAAGAGAGAGCUGAGGCACCUUUUCGUGACCGUGUUCCUCUCUUCGUUUUCGAUCUUCUUGGUGUUUCCGGCUCUAACCGACGUCACCAUCGCGGCGGUUUGCCCCGGCCGGGUAAGCUGCUCUCUUGCCAUUUACCUCACUGGGUUUCAACAAGUGAUUAUAGGCAUGGGAACGGUGGUGAUGAAUCCGGUAAUUGGGAACCUGUCAGACAUCUAUGGGAGGAAGGCACUGCUCACAUUCCCACUGACACUAUCCAUCAUCCCUCUAGCAAUAUUGGCAUAUAGUAGGGAGACCAACUUCUUCUAUGCUUUCUACGUGCUGAGGACCCUAACUGCCAUGACAUGUGAAGGCAGCGUGAACUGUCUCGCCCUCGCUUAUGUGGCAGAUAACAUUUCAGAGAAAGAAAGAGCAUCCACAUUUGGAAUUCUAUCUGGUUUUACCUCCGUAUCAUUUGUGGUCGGAACUUUAGUAGCCCGUUUCCUCCCCACUUCGUUAACAUUUCAGGUUGCUGCCUUAGUAUCAAUGCUGGCAGCUGUUUACAUGAGAAUCUUUCUCAAAGACAUCAGGCCAUCAGAUAAUGGAGAUAGUACUUUGAGGCAGCCUAUCUUGAAGGAACCAGAACCAGUAGUAGAGCGAAUUACAGAUGAUGAUUACACUCCGAAGAUGAAAAUUGAAUUUAAGAAGAUGCCUUCUGCUGGGGAUCUUUUUGGUUUACUCAGGAGUAGUAAUACCCUGUCACAAGCUGGUAUCAUUACCUUCUUUCAAUGCCUAGCAGAAGGUGGCAUGCAGGCUACGAUCCUGUAUUUCCUUAAGGCUCGUUUUCAGUUCGACAAAAAUCAGUUUGCUGAUAUACUGCUGCUUGUGGGGAUAUCAGGAGCCAUAUCACAGAUGAUCUUCAUUCCCUUGAUGGCACCUAAAUUUGGAGAGGUAAAGCUGCUGUCAACUGGGCUCUUACUGACCUGUAUCGGUAUGUUUCUGGACAGUAUCGCGUGGUCACCUUGGAUUCCUUAUGCAGCUACUUUUUUCACUUCUUUUGGCUUACUAGCGCAACCAACUAUUCGCAGCAUUGCAUCGAAACAAGUUGGACCAAAUGAGCAGGGCAAGGCUCAAGGCUGCAUUGCAGGAAUAAGUUCAUUUGCCAAUAUAGUUUCUCCUUUAGUUUUCAGUCCUUUGACAGCUUUAUUUUUGUCUGAAGAUGCACCUUUCAAUUUCCCUGGCUUCAGUAUUAUGUGUCUUGCACUCGCAACGGUUAUCGCCUUAAUUCAGAGUACUAUGAUAAGGGCUCCUCCUGCUAUUUCAGGUCACAGUUUAGCCUAG
Molecule: messenger RNA, 1380 nt
Organism: Argentina anserina (silverweed cinquefoil)
Lineage: Eukaryota; Viridiplantae; Streptophyta; Magnoliopsida; Rosales; Rosaceae
Exons: 14
Coding region: 1-1380 (459 amino acids)
Biological process (GO): transmembrane transport
Molecular function (GO): transmembrane transporter activity
Source: RefSeq, a predicted model, not a curated record